Panicum virgatum (switchgrass) is the source of this 840-nucleotide messenger RNA. RefSeq names its product probable non-specific lipid-transfer protein 3. The transcript is spliced from 2 exons. Gene Ontology annotation, biological process: lipid transport. The record is from RefSeq and is a predicted model, not a curated record. Gene Ontology annotation, cellular component: membrane. Gene Ontology annotation, molecular function: lipid binding. NCBI's taxonomy places the organism in Eukaryota, Viridiplantae, Streptophyta, Magnoliopsida, Poales, Poaceae. Bases 122 to 502 code for a protein of 126 amino acids.
GUGUUAUGUUCCUGCUCAUUCCCCCACAGCACACACAGCAGCUAAUCCAGACUCACACUACUGCAGCAUUUGCUUUGCUUAGCACGACCGCCGAUCGAUAAUUAAUAAUAAUACAACGAUAAUGGCGGUUCUGAUGAUGAAGAACAAGAAGCAGAUGCAGGCGGUGGUGGCCUUGGCCGUUGUGGUGGCGGCGGCGGCGCUGGUGGCGUCGGCGUCGGCGGCCAUCACCUGCGGGCAGGUGGGUUCGGCGCUGGCGCCGUGCAUCCCGUACGCGACGGGGAAGGCGAGCGCGCUGCCGUCGUCGUGCUGCGGCGGCGUGCGCAGCCUCAACAGCGCGGCGCGCACGAGCUCGGACCGGCAGGCGGCGUGCCGGUGCCUCAAGAGCCUGGCCAGCACCGUCAAGUCGGUGAACAUGGGCACCGUCGCCACCAUCCCCGGCAAGUGCGGCGUCUCCGUGCCAUUCCCUAUCAGCAUGUCCACUGACUGCAACAAGAUCAACUAAAUUAAUCUUACAUCAGAUAUGCUGCUACCUGAUGGUGAGAAGCUUGGUCCUUCAGAAGAUAGCAACGAGCUAUUUAUUAGGACAAUAAAAUAAAGUUGUUAAGGCAUCAUCAUCAGCAUCAUCUAUACUAUUUUGUAGUAAUAAUUAAUUAAUUAAUUAAAUGUUGUACUCGAUCUGUGUGUACGUGCGCGUAUACAUACAUGCAUGCUUAUCCGAUCGAUGUAUAUAUAUGUGCUGCUUCUCUCACAAGUACGUGUGCUCAUAUAUAUACAUAUAUGUAUAUGCUUGUGUGUCCCUGCUGUGAUCAAUAACAACUACUAGUCCUACUGUUCAGUGCU